UCCCGGGCCGGGCUGUGUGCUUUCCCACUCCGACCGGGCUCUGACCCUUUCGCCUGCUGCUGGCAGCCGGGCGCUGACCGUGUGGGUGAAGCUGGAGUGCGCUUUCUCGGACGCUGGGCUUCUGGCCGAACGAAGCCCGGGACCGGGGAGAGUUCGGGCAUGACCGGUUUUGGAAUGGAUGAUCUCUGAGGUUUUAGUGGACUUAAAAAAUUGACAGCAUUUAAAGAGUAUCAGCUAGAAAGGGGAGUUAAAGUUCCUCGUAAUUUUCGCUUGUUGGAAGAACUUGAAGAAGGACAAAAAGGAGUAGGCGAUGGUACGGUUAGCUGGGGCCUUGAAGAUGAUGAAGAUAUGACACUUACAAGGUGGACAGGCAUGAUUAUUGGGCCACCAAGGACAAAUUAUGAAAACAGAAUAUAUAGCCUGAAAGUAGAAUGUGGACCUAAAUACCCAGAAGCUCCUCCAUCAGUUAGAUUUGUAACCAAAAUUAAUAUGAAUGGAAUAAAUAAUUCCAGUGGAAUGGUGGAUGCACGGAGCAUACCAGUGUUAACAAAAUGGCAAAAUUCAUAUAGCAUUAAAGUUGUACUCCAAGAGCUAAGACGUCUAAUGAUGUCCAAAGAAAAUAUGAAGCUUCCACAGCCACCAGAAGGACAAACAUACAAUUAAUUUUUGGAUCUCAAACUUGUCUUAAAUCAACAAUCUUCUAUUCAUGUUAAUGUCUUGAUUAAAUAUCACAAUGCAAAAUACCCACACAUUAAGUAAAAGAAUUUCAGCUGGUAAACAUGACUUGGACAUUUGUAAGAAUAUAUUUAAUAUAUGUACACCUAUUAUGUUUUCAGGUAACAGGAGGAAAAAUGCAGCACAAUUUUUUUUAAGGCACUGUCAUUUAAACAUAAACCUGGCAUAUUCAAAAUAGAAUUAAGGCUUACAUGAUGAAAAUAUGGUGAGAAGUGUCAGAUAGCUGUGGAAGCAUGUGUGUUUCUAAAAAGUAAAAGUCUCAAGGAGGAGAAAGAAAUGGCAUGCUUUAUGUAUCUCUCUUAGGGAAAGACUUUUCAUUUUAAAUUGUCUAAAGUAGCAGGUACAAUGAAUAUUGUCACAAAUUGUUUUAAUUUUUGAAGCGGUGUGGGUGCUGACUACUAGUAGUAUCAAAAAUAUGUCCAGAAUUGUUUUGAUACCUGUAUUUAUAAUAAAAAAUGUCGUGGGGGAAGGUGAAUUUCUGUUAAAGAGCUGUUCCUGUGUGUUACAUGUAAUAGACAUGGUAAAUAUUUGUUUACAGUCUUUGACAAACCACGCAUUUAAGUUUAAGUGAAAUCAACAAAAAGGAAAUAGAUGUGUAUGGAUAUGUGAUUUUGAGAUUAAAGUUAGUCUUAAAAUGUAAAUAAAAUGUGGAUCGUGUCCUCAGAAUCUGUGCCAUUAUAUUGAUGUGGUAUAUGUACAGUACCUUGCUAAGGUAUCAAAAAUUGGAAUUAUUGUAGCUUUUCAUCCAUACACACCUUUUAUCAUUUGUCCUACUUUGUAUACUUCUUGUAAUUGGAAUUUGAAGAGUAUUUCAGAGAACAAAUUACCUGAUUAGUUCAAUUUCUUCUUUGGAGAAGGAAGUUUUCCAGGUAUUAUAGUUUGACUUUGAUUUCACCAGGAAUAUUAUAUUAAAAAGAUGUUGGAAUUCUAACAAUUUUUAUAGAAUUAUAAUUGUAAAUUAUCCAAAUAUACAUUCUAUUUUUUCUUCAUAGCAUCUUUUUUUCUUAAUUUUUCUGUGAUAUUUCUUCUACCACUGCUGUUAAUACUAACUGGGAUUAAUUUUAUCCAUUCCACUUAACUUCCAUUUUGGCAUAUAUGUAAUUCUGAACUGAUAGUUUAUGUUCUUCUUUUACCAAAGUGAUGUGAGGUGUUUGGUCACUGUUUUUCAUUUCAAACCACUGGAUAUACGAUUUUGCUGAAAAUACUCUUUUCUUAGGGAAUUCACUGAAAAAAAAAGAAAGAUGUUUAGGUGACAAGGACAAAUUUCUCAAACAUGCCCUGACAUGUUUUUAUCAAGUUCAUUCAUAUUUAAACCUUUGAGCUAUCUUUUCUUGGUCAGUGUUAAUUUGUCUAAACUUUUAAUUUCAACAUGGCUAUUCUGUUUUAAUUAUCAAAGAUGUUUAAAAUGCUUUAAAUUGACACAGAAUAUAUAGAUACAAAUUAGUGCAUGUGUAAGUUAAAAUAAGUUUGAAAUGAACUGUUACCUUGGAAUACAUUCUUAAAAUUUUUAAAUGGUUGAAGGACAUUAAAUUGAAUUCCACUGA
Hipposideros armiger (great roundleaf bat) is the source of this 2279-nucleotide messenger RNA. It is a transcript of the gene UBE2V2, whose product is annotated as ubiquitin conjugating enzyme E2 V2. Bases 349 to 663 code for a protein of 104 amino acids. The transcript is spliced from 5 exons. The record is from RefSeq and is a predicted model, not a curated record. NCBI's taxonomy places the organism in Eukaryota, Metazoa, Chordata, Mammalia, Chiroptera, Hipposideridae.